CUCGAACACGACAGCCAAGACUUUCAGGUUGGUCUUUCAUUCCCAUCCCAUCUUUCCAAAACUCUCCUUGCUCUCGCGGUUCCAUGCGCCAAUGGCCACACCGUGUUGAGGAGGAAAGAUGCGCCAAUUUCUGUCGUUCCUUUGGCUUUCGUUGCUUUCUUUAUUAGUGAUUCCCUCUUCGGCAUCAUCCGCCGCCGAUUACCACGAACAACUCAAUCUCAAGCCGCUCCCUCUUUCCGCCCUCCUCGCCAGUUUCAACUUCCGCUCCAACACCACCCUCUCCGAGUUCGAAAAGGGCAACUUCCGCUUCUUUCCGCGGUCGCUCGGUCAGAUUCUUCAGCAUGCCGGCACACGCGAGCUACAUCUGAGGUUCAGUCUGGGGAGGUGGGAUUCAGAGACAUGGGGAGCGAGACCGUGGGACGGUGCGCGCGAGGGCGGGACCGGCGUGGAGUUGUGGGCGUGGCUCGAGACUGAUACAGAUGAGGAAGCCGAUCGCAAAUGGCUGACCCUGACCAACGCCCUCUCGGGCCUGUUCUGCGCCUCGCUCAACUUCAUCGACGGCACCCGGACGACACGGCCUGUCAUGUCUUUCCAACCCGAAGGCGACCACUCGACAGAUAACAAUAUGCAUCUUCUCUACGGUGUGCUGCCACACGAGGUGGUGUGCACCGAGAACUUGACCCCUUUCUUGAAGCUCCUACCAUGCAAAGGAAAGGCCGGGAUUGCGACGCUUCUGGAUGGGCACAAACUGUUCGAUGCGUCGUGGCAGAGCAUGGCCAUCGAUAUCCGCCCGAUCUGUCCUCCUGAUGGGGAGUGUGUCCUUCAAAUCGAACAAACCGUCGAUAUGGUCCUUGAUAUUCAUCGGUCCAAGCGGCCCAGAGGCAACCCCAUUCCCAGGCCCCCGCCUGGCGACCAACUACCGUGUGAUACCUCGAAGCCUUACAACUCACACGACACAUGCUUCCCUGUGGACCACACUAGCCAGGAGUGGACCAUCUCCCAGCUCUUCGGGAAGACGGUCAAGGGCACCUGCCCCCUUACGGACCCUACCAUUCCACCAGUCUGCCUGGAAGUCCCCCACUCCAGCAGUGUCUUCGUCUCGAAGGACGUCCACGAGAAGAAGAACGCGGACCGCCUGUCUCGCUGCUUCCAUAUCUCUCCCGACACCGAACUCGAGAUAAUGCUUCCCCGCUCCGAACAGGAUGCCUCCUCGGCCAUCACGACCGACAUCGUCACGCCCGAGACCCCGCUUCUCUACGCCGAGCGCAGCUUUACAGGCCAUGGCCAAGAGCGGGGCGGCGUCCAAACUAUCCUGCGGAACCCGAGCCCCGACACCGAGGUCGAGUUCAUCUACAUGGAAUCUCUCCCCUGGUUUAUGCGCAUCUACCUCCACACCAUGGAAGCCCGCGUCGCCGGCCAGCCCCACGCAAACAAGUCCCUAGUCGAGCAGGUCUACUACCGCCCAGCACUCGACCGCGCCCGCGGCACCCAGCUGGAGGUGCGCAUGCGCGUGCCGGCCGCGUCGACCGUGUUCCUGACCUACGACUUUGAGAAGUCCAUCCUGCGCUACACCGAGUACCCGCCGGACGCGAACCGCGGCUUUGACGUCGCCGCCGCCGUCAUCACCAUCCUGGACCCGCCGCAGACGGUCGGCCGCUUCGCCGCCUACACCCUCCGCACCACCUCGCUGCUGUGCAGCCUGCCGACGCCCGACUUCAGCAUGCCGUACAACGUCAUCAUCUUUACCUCGACCGCUAUCGCCCUGGCGUUCGGCGGCAUGUUCAAUAUCCUCGUCCGGCGGUUUGUUGCCGCCGACGAGGCCCAUGCCACCGGAUUGGGGGUGUUGCUGGCGCGGUUGAAGGGCCGGUUGAAGGGGGCCGUGAAGGGUUGAGGGGCGGGGUGCGAACGGCGGACUGAGGAGUGUCAAGUUUGCAAACUUAGAGUGUGAAAGCAGAAUACAACCACGUCUUUUUUUUUCUGCUGUUCAGUUUUUUUUUUGAGUUCUUGCUCGGUGAUAUGGCUAAGGGGAGGGUCAGCCUUCUCUUUCCCCCCGCCUCGUUCUGUGCUCUUUAUUCUUUCCACUGACG
Molecule: messenger RNA, 2087 nt
Organism: Chaetomium fimeti
Lineage: Eukaryota; Fungi; Ascomycota; Sordariomycetes; Sordariales; Chaetomiaceae
Product: GPI transamidase component PIG-T
Exons: 3
Coding region: 119-1891 (590 amino acids)
Biological process (GO): attachment of GPI anchor to protein
Cellular component (GO): GPI-anchor transamidase complex
Source: RefSeq, a predicted model, not a curated record